AUGGCAACAAAGGUUGCGUACGAGGAAGCAAUAGACUCACGGUCAGAGUCCCAUGAGGAGAAUGAUCUUGCAAGAGACGUUCCCAAGCUGUCGGAUCGAUCGGCCGAUGAGAGCUACAAGCUGUUCUCCAAGGUCCAGGUGGCCGAUCCAACGCCGGAAGAAGCUCGACGAAUCCGCAACAAGCUGCUUUGGAGGAUUCUGCCUUUUCUUUGCGUCGGAUAUCAUCUGAUGUAUGUGGAUAAACAAACUCUCGGCAGUUCGGCCAUCCUUGGCAUCCUGGAAGAUGCAAAGCUGAACGCCAACCAAUACAACUGGCUCUCAUCCAUAUUCUACUUCGGUUAUCUGGUGGCCGAGUGGCCGCAGAAUUGGGCCCUGCAACGGUUCCCUGUUGGGAAAUGGCUUGCUGCGAAUCUCAUCGUCUGGGGUGGUAUUACGCUGCUACACAUUCCAUGCAAUAAUUUUGCCUCUCUGUUCGUUGUCCGAUUCCUAUUGGGACUCAGCGAAGCCUGCAUAGUGCCGGCAUUUCUGCUUUCCAUGUCCAUGUUCUUCACAUAUCAGGAACAAGCCGUCAUGAUGUCUGUCAUGUGGUCCAUCGGCAACUCAAGCCCUAUUACCUCUGGCUUCUUAUCAUACGGUGUCCUGUGGAUCAAGACUGGAUCAUUCCACCCGUGGAAGUGGCUUAUGGUCAUUACCGGUGUCAUUACUAUCUUGUUUGGCGUUCUAGUAUUCCUGUACUAUCCUGACAGCCCCCUGCAUGCCCACUUCCUGACUUACGAGGAACGAGCACAAGCAAUUCUUCGGAUCAAGGGCAACAAUUCGGGCAUCGAACAAAAACAGUUCAAGAAGCAUCAGUUCAUUGAAGCCAUCAAGGACCCCAAAACGUGGCUUUUUGCCUUACAUGCUUGGUCUCAAGAGAUGGGCAACGGUAUUAACAACCAGACAUCGUUGAUCAUCAACUCGUUUGGCUUCACAGUCUUUCAGACCACGCUGCUCAGUACUGUCAGCGGGGUCAUAGCAUUCUUUACACUCUCUGCAGCCGCAGUCACUUUGCAUUGGACCAGGAAUUGUCGAGCAUGGAUAUCUCUCGUUGCAUAUGUACCUGCUGUUAUAUCGAGCAUACUACUGUUGGCACUUCCCUGGUCAAAUCGUUGGGGCUUAAUUAUUGGAGUAUGGCUACGGUACACGACUGGUGUCCCAUACGCCGUUGUCAUGAUAUGGGCAGCAAAUGCCUCCGCUGGACAUACUAAGAAAACGACAGUCAUCGCUCUCUACCAUAUCGGAUAUGGACUGGGCAACAUCAUUUCUCCUCAAUUGUUUGAGCCCCGAUGGAAACCCCGAUACAAGCCAACCUGGAUAAUCCUGCUCAUCGUCGCCGCUAUCCUCCCCUCUAUCAUCAUCGCUAUUCUUCGCAUCUAUCUAAGUCGCGAGAAUGAGCGCCGCGAUAAGCUCGAAGCGCAGAACCUUGUAUCCAACAACGGUCUGGUUGAAACGAUAAAUGAUGACGGAAGCAGAGAGACUCGUGUGGUCGAUAAUAACCAACUUGAUCUGACAGACAGAGAGAAUCUGAAGUUGUGA
Trichoderma citrinoviride is the source of this 1575-nucleotide messenger RNA. Its product is annotated as MFS general substrate transporter. The transcript is spliced from 8 exons. Bases 1 to 1575 code for a protein of 524 amino acids. Gene Ontology annotation, biological process: L-cysteine transport; transmembrane transport. The record is from RefSeq and is a predicted model, not a curated record. Lineage: Eukaryota; Fungi; Ascomycota; Sordariomycetes; Hypocreales; Hypocreaceae. Gene Ontology annotation, molecular function: L-cysteine transmembrane transporter activity. Gene Ontology annotation, cellular component: membrane.